AUGGAUCCCGUACAGCGACAGCGGGACAGCUUGAAUAUUUGGAGGCACAAGAAAUUUCUCAAAGCCUGGAAGUUGAGGAAGCGCUACAAGAUCAAACUGAGGCACACAAACAACCUACUGGAGCACCUGUCGUACGAUCCCUUGACAAGAGUCUUGAGGGUGUAUCAUCAGGUUUCCUUUCUCAGGACCCAGCUUGAGAAGACGCGCAACGAGCCACUGGAGCUCUCCUUUGAGGACAGUCUGAAAAGAGGGGCUCUCCCGCCGAAGCUGGUUGUAGAAACCCUCCUGACGUUCCAUGAUAUCCUCUUUCCGAUAGCUACCUUCGGUGACAGACGGUCGCGGACCAUGUUGCGGAAACUGAUCAGGCGGCACGGGCUCGACCCGCAAGCGAACCUGGUUCAGUAUAUCCGACCGAUACCGGAAAACAUCACACUCGAGUACUGGGGAGACCGUCUGGCGACGCUGUAUAACAUCGUCAAGGACCCACCGCCGACCAAUGUUUUCAUGGGUUGGCUGGAGAGACAUACAUCAGAAAGAAACGCCAUGACGGUUGCAAUCAUUGGCCUUCUCCUGGCGGCGAUAUUCGGCUUCCUAAGCUUCCUCGUCGGCUUGCUACAGCUGGUCCUCGCUUGGGUUGUGUGGAAGAACCCUUCGUCGUAG
Molecule: messenger RNA, 660 nt
Organism: Purpureocillium takamizusanense
Lineage: Eukaryota; Fungi; Ascomycota; Sordariomycetes; Hypocreales; Ophiocordycipitaceae
Exons: 2
Coding region: 1-660 (219 amino acids)
Source: RefSeq, a predicted model, not a curated record